GGCCCCGGCCCCCGAUGAGCCUGGGCCCGGCCCGGCCCGGCCCGGCUGUGCCGCCCCCCCCGCUCUCCCCGUGGCUGGCGAGGACGAUGUGGACGGGCACCGGCCGGUCCCCGAGGAGCCCCCUGGCCAGGUCCCUCUACGUGAACGUGAUGAGCGGCCCCGGCGAGCCGGCCGCCCUGGGCAGCAGGAAGGAGAACCACCAGUGGUAUGUGUGCAACACGGAACAAUUAUGUGAAUCACUUCAGCCUGUCUUUGUCCAGAGUUACCUUGAUCAAGGAACCCAGAUCUUCUUAAACAACAGUAUUGAGAAAUCGGGCUGGUUGUUUAUCCAACUGUAUCACUCCUUUGUGUCAUCUGUUUUUAGCCUGUUUAUGUCUAGGACAUCAAUCAAUGGGUUGCUAGGAAGAGGCUCGAUGUUUGUGUUUUCACCAGAUCAAUUUCAGAGACUCCUCAAAAUAAACCCAGACUGGAAAACCCAUAGACUCCUUGAUUUAGGCGCUGGAGAUGGAGAAGUCACUAAAAUUAUGAGUCCUCAUUUUGAAGAAAUCUAUGCCACUGAGCUAUCUGAAACCAUGAUAUGGCAACUUCAGAAAAAGAAAUACAGAGUGCUUGGCAUAAAUGAAUGGCAAAAUACAGGAUUCCAGUACGAUGUUAUCAGCUGCUUGAAUUUGCUUGAUCGCUGUGAUCAGCCACUGACUUUAUUAAAAGAUAUUAGAAGUGUCCUGGAGCCAACUAGGGGCAGGGUCGUCCUUGCAUUGGUUCUUCCCUUUCAUCCUUAUGUGGAAAAUGUAGGUGGCAAGUGGGAGAAACCCUCGGAACUUUUGGAAAUCAAGGGGCAAAAUUGGGAAGAACAAGUGAACAGCCUGCCUGAAGUUUUUAGAAAAGCUGGUUUUGCUAUUGAAGCUUUUACCAGAUUGCCAUACUUAUGUGAAGGUGAUAUGUAUAAUGACUACUAUGUAUUAGAUGAUGCUGUCUUCGUUCUCAAGCCAGUGUAAACAUAUGUGACGUGAAGAAGUCUCCAGAGUCAAACCAAGAAGCAGCCUCUAAAAGAGGUUUUUGAUUUAAUGAUUUUGAAAAGGGAGGGAAUUUUGGGAUUGACAUUCUGAAUAUCAUGUAAGAAUUUUAAAAGCCAAAAUACUAAUGUAUUUCUUCGUAGUAUGUUAAAAGGACAGUUUUUUUUUUAAACUGACUCUUCAGUUGAGAAUAAUUUUUACCAAGUUUUAACCCGACCACGCAGUCCUCAACCCAACAAUAAUGGAAGAUAUUUUUUAUACUUAACCACAAUAGGGACUCAUAACCAGAUAAAUCAAUAGUCAUGAUUGCACACAAUCAUUGUAUGGAUCGUUCUUAAUCAAGUGAAGACCAGCAAUAAAGCUGUCCAUUCAGUUCCAGACAUUGUUGACUAUGAAGUGUUGCAAUGGAUUUUCUUCCAUGUUAAGAAAUUACUUUCUCUGUCAUCCUUCAGAACAUGUUUUUAAUCAUGCUAAUAAACUUUUUUUGAGAUUAA
Tachyglossus aculeatus (Australian echidna) is the source of this 1507-nucleotide messenger RNA. RefSeq names its product methyltransferase like 9 (gene METTL9). The coding region runs from base 15 to 995 and encodes 326 amino acids. The transcript is spliced from 5 exons. The record is from RefSeq and is a predicted model, not a curated record. Gene Ontology annotation, molecular function: protein-L-histidine N-pros-methyltransferase activity. NCBI's taxonomy places the organism in Eukaryota, Metazoa, Chordata, Mammalia, Monotremata, Tachyglossidae.